CGAAUAGCAAUGAAAGGGAAGCUACUCUAAAUAACAUUUUCUUAAGAUGGCUGCUGUUUUUAAUAGCAAAUUUACUAUCUCGAACAGGGUUGAUAAAAAUUAAUUUCAGGAUAUUUAAAUUGAUUUAACCAUAAAUGAUGAUAACAGUUUUUGUGGACCCAUCGAUCGCACCUUUAGAAAAACAGCAAGUACUGUUAAUGAAGGCAUGUGCAGAUAUAGGCGUCAAGUGUGAAUUUGUACCUCAGAGGAUAGAGAGAACUGUGUCAUUUCUUGCUCCUCUAACUGAGUCGAUUUCAAAUAAUGAUGUCAUUACAAAAGAAAUGCUGGGUGUACUUAAUGCGGAAGAUGCAAUACCAAUGAUACAAGCAUACACUGAGAGUAAACAAGGAAAUGAAGUUCUGAUUAUGACAUUAACAGAAUGGGUUAGUUCCAUUUUGGAUGCUAUGCCUGGUCAGAAUUUAACAGUUCUCAUUGUUGGUUUAAAGAAAUAUUUUAGCAACCAGAAACUAUCAGCCAAACGUAAACAUAGAGAAGCUGUGACUGGACAAACUUCUAAAGCGCGAAAGAAAAAACAAGAUAGUGCUGUUAUCACAUCCCAAGAAGCUGAGGAGGCUUUUGUUGAAGUCCAGUUGAUAACUGGCUGUGUAGUUCAGCAUGUGGACUCAGAUGAGGACCUGGCUAAUUAUAUCAAAUACUACACCAAAGCUGUAAGAGAUAAACCUGCCAAAAAAGAUAGAUUCGACAGUGUAUUCUCUUUCUUAGAAGAAGGAGCUAGUGGCCUGUAUGUCAAUAAACAAGGUCAAGGCCUUAGUAAAGUAUGGAAGCACCAGCUGAUGCAGUUCAAAAACUUAGGGGCAGAUACAGCUGAUGCUUUACUCAGCCAUUAUCCCUCCCCUUGUUUGUUACACAAGGUAUGCAAAGAAAAUAAAGAAGCUGAAAGUGUUAUAAGCGAAAUAAAUGUAAGACGAAAUGCUAGUGUGAUCUCAACCAACAGGAAAAUAGGAAAAGAACAGGCCAGAAGAAUUCACACAUUUAUGACAUCAAAAGAUCCAGACCAAGUUAUCAAAUGAUCCUGACUAAAUUAUUGAAUGUUUUUUUUUAAUAUUUGUUGGUCUCUCUCUUUCAAGUAUUUUUGUGAAAUUUUAAGUUUGUGUCAAUGAAGCAAUGUUUUAUCUGUAUAUUAUACAACUGUUAUUAAUUUUAGUUUAUGAAAUAAAAUCUCAAGCCUAUUUUGAAUUUUUUUUAAAUUGUGCAUUACAAUUCCUUAGCAUUAUGCAGAUUGCACCUCUAGGAUACUUGUUUUAUAUGAUGUAGAAAUAAGCAUGCUAGUUAUUUUUAUGCUUUUAAAAUGUAAAGUCCUGCACUUGACAAAUACAUGCAUUAAAUACUGUACUACUUACAUAGAUUACACAUACAAUUUUAUAAAAAAAGUUUCUUAAUGACGGAUGCCUUUUGAAAGCUUUGUGUGUAAAAGUACGAAAAGAAAUUUUAAAAUAAAGAACAACAAACAAUGGUUAAUUGGACAUAAACUCUUUGUCAGAUUAAAAAGACAAUGUAUUAAAAAAUUGUAUGUAAUCAUAAUCUCUUAAGCAGUCCAUAUUUUGUCAAACAUAAAUAUUUUAUAAUUGAUGAAAUAAAAUUAUUUCAGAAAAAUGAGAUUAAAAAUUAUCACAAAGUUUACAAUGUAAA
Molecule: messenger RNA, 1689 nt
Organism: Physella acuta
Lineage: Eukaryota; Metazoa; Mollusca; Gastropoda; Physidae
Product: crossover junction endonuclease EME1
Biological process (GO): resolution of meiotic recombination intermediates; replication fork processing; mitotic intra-S DNA damage checkpoint signaling
Cellular component (GO): nucleus; Holliday junction resolvase complex
Molecular function (GO): crossover junction DNA endonuclease activity
Source: RefSeq, a predicted model, not a curated record